Messenger RNA from Hipposideros armiger (great roundleaf bat), 1505 nucleotides. It is a transcript of the gene CRYZL1, whose product is annotated as crystallin zeta like 1. Bases 100 to 1125 code for a protein of 341 amino acids. Gene Ontology annotation, molecular function: oxidoreductase activity. The transcript is spliced from 10 exons. NCBI's taxonomy places the organism in Eukaryota, Metazoa, Chordata, Mammalia, Chiroptera, Hipposideridae. The record is from RefSeq and is a predicted model, not a curated record.
GCCUUGGAGCAGAACAUGCCGGGAGAUGUAGUUCCAAGUUCAGUUACUACGGCGUUCUCCACAGCCUCCGGAGUCCGGGAGUGACGAGCGGCCUGACCAAUGGGAGCAGCGCCUGGGCCAGCGGGGGCGGGCUCUCUGCAGAAGGACUCGAAGGUGGCGGUGGCGAAGGCGCAGGCCGUUAGGGCAGCUCGAAGGCAGCUUCUGGCAGAAAUGAAGAUGGAAAAGGAUUUCUUUCCUGUUGGGAGAGAAAUUGCUGGAAUUGUGUUGGAUGGUAAGUUUGCAAAUGUAAAUAUCUAUUUAUUUUCUAAGGUACAGGAAAUUACAUGGCAGCUAAUUGGAAUUUUACCCCUGGAUUCUGAAGACCCUGGACUUUGUGAAGUGGUGAGAGUACAUGAGCACUACUUGGUUCACAAGCCAGAAAAAGUUACGUGGACAGAAGCUGCUGGAACCAUUCGGGAUGGAGUACGAGCCUACACAGCUCUGCAUUAUCUUUCUCAUCUCUCUCCAGGAAAAUCAGUGUUGAUAAUGGAUGGAGCAAGUGCACUUGGUGCGAUUGCUAUUCAGUUAGCGCACCAUAGAGGAGCCAAAGUCAUUGCAACAGCAUGCAGCCUUGAAGACAAGCAGUACCUGGAAAGACUUAGGCCUACUAUAUCCCGAGUGAUUGAUGUAUCUAAUGGGAAAGCCCACAUUGCUGAAAGCUGUUUAGAAGAAACAGGUGGCCUGGGAGUAGAUAUUGUCCUAGAUGCUGGAGUGAGAUUAUAUAGUAAAGAUGAUGAACCAGAUUUAAAAUUACAACUACUUCCACAUAAACAUGAUAUCAUCACACUGCUUGGUGUCGGAGGCCACUGGGUAACAACAGAAGAAAACCUGCAGUUGGAUCCUCCCGAUAGCUACUGCCUUUUCCUCAAGGGAGCAACGGUGGCUUUCCUGAAUGAUGAAGUUUGGAACUUGUCAAAUGUACAACAAGGAAAAUAUCUCUGUAUCUUGAAAGAUGUGAUGGAGAAGUUAUCAACUGGUGUUUUUAGGCCUCAGUUGGAUGAACCCAUUCCACUAUAUGAAGCGAAAGUUUCUAUGGAAGUUGUUCAGAAAAAUCAAGGAAGAAAAAAGCAAGUUGUUCAAUUUUAAUUUUGUUCUUUCUCAGACCUCAAUUGAAUGAAUCCAUUCCAGUAUUUGAAGCCAGUUGCCUUGGAAAUUGUUCAGAAAAGUCAAGGAAGAUAAAAGCAAGUUGUUCCAUUUUUAAGCAUGAUUUCCUGCUAUCUGAGACAAGAUGUUCAGAGUUAUUUCAAGUAUUUAAAAAGUAUUUGAAAAAUUACUGUACAAACGGCCAAGACAGUUCUAUAACAUCUAAAGGGAAUAUUCUGAAAACCUUUUGUUAUUGUUUUUAUGUAUUUGCCUCCGUUAUAAAAUUUUUCCUACGAAGAAAACUGCUUUUAGCAAAAGAAACGCUACUCUUGAUAAAGCUGAUUCGUUUUUGGUAUGUUAAAAUAACGUUACUUUUAUGUCAA